This is a messenger RNA of Fusarium venenatum, 1269 nucleotides long. NCBI's taxonomy places the organism in Eukaryota, Fungi, Ascomycota, Sordariomycetes, Hypocreales, Nectriaceae. The record is from RefSeq and is a predicted model, not a curated record.
AUGGGAAACUUCUUCUCUCGUCCAGGCCGGGAGUCGGACGCUCUACCCCCAGGUGCCUUUUCCGCUGGCAACAUCUCAUCUCUCGACAGCUCGUCAAUUACUCCAUAUCUAGGCAUCAACACAGGAUCGUACGAGGACCCUUACCCGCCCAUACCGUUCGAGUGGAUCGUUUCGCCUAGCAAUGUUAACGACGGAUCUUGUCCCAAUGGGUCUCAGAUACUAACGUGGUUCGGUGUCACGGAUGUUAUCAUCACUCUUUUGGUGAUUUUAUGUGCGUACCGGCCUUUUGUACACUGGAUUGCUCGCGGAAAGCUAGGGAACCGUCGCAAGAACCGCCUGGCUCUCACAUGGACCAUAACGUUUGCUUGUCAGCUCACGGCCAGCGCUAUCGUCGCUGGUAUCAUCGGGAAUACAUCAGGUUACGAGUCUUUGAACAUGCUUCACAUCUUCACUGUUGCCAUGUCACGACCCCGAUUCUAUCCCAUCGUUCUCGGAUUAUUGCGCUGUGUUGUCACCUCCCAACGCACGAGGGACUGGGAUAAAACAACGAUAAUUAAACGAAGCGUCGACGACCGUGUCGAGUUCACCUACACAGACGCCUGGAUCACAACAAGCUUUUCCGAGUUGCUAUUACUCCUCAUAUCCGCCGUAUUCACUGGUGUCACAUGGCAUCGCCUGCCUUCAGACAGCAAAUCCCGCGAGUAUGCCUCGGACCACGUGAGCUUCGUAUCGAGUACCCCAGGAAUCAUGUUCCUUUGCAUGCUUGCUUUCCUGCCGAUCUACAAACGCUAUGGUGAAGCAUACCCAAUUGAAGGACGACGGUACGAAACUGGGAGGUACUGGGGCGUGACAAUAAGCAACGAUGGCAGGACGAGAAUCGGCGUCAAGAAGGACAACAAGAAGACUGCAGUCAAGAGAGGAGCUAACGCGUUGUGCGCGAUUCUGUCCCCCGAAGAUGAUCGAGUCUGGGGUCGUGUGGGUGGUGUUCACGGCGGUCGCAUAGGAUUUCCUGAGUGUCACCUUGGAGCACGUUGGCAUAUACAGCAUCGUACUGAGGAGGAACGUGGUAUUAGAGAUGCUAUCCCCGAGAGGAACCUGGUUGACACGUCUAUCAGUAGUAUCGUUGUCGGCUGUGGUGUAACAAACGUCCCUCAAUGGACCAUGUUCACUAUGGGUACUGGGGAAAAUCUAUCUUGUAACUACCAUGCCAAAUACGAGGUCAUUGUCGAGAUCAUAAUUCCCAAAAAGGUACGAGUGACCCUGUACUAA